UGUAGUUUUUGUUUUCUUUAGUUGGCUCCCAUUUUUCUACGUGAUCUUUUAUUCACCAUUUGGUAUGGCGGCUAACAAAAUAGCAGAGCUAAAGUCGGCCGCUGAGCAUCUCAAAAAAGAGAUUGCAAAGAAGAAAGAAGAAGUUUAUGACUGCACAUUUAAUGAGUGCGUUUCUAAGUCAAACGUGCAUGAGCUAAACAAAGUUAUUUUUAAGUGUAAGCGAACACUGAAAGGCCAUCUUGCGAAGAUAUAUGCCAUGCAGUGGUCUACGGAUAGUUGUCAUCUGGUUUCAGCCUCUCAAGAUGGCAAGUUGAUUGUGUGGGAUGCGUACACCACUAAUAAGAUCUUUGCGAUCCCGUUAAGCUCGAGCUGGGUUAUGACCACCGCCUACUCGCCUUCAGGCAAUUUGGUUGCCUGCGGCGGUUUGGAUAACAUUUGUACAAUUUACAGUUUGACAUCUACUGGCCCAACGGCAAAAUCUUACCAAGUCCUCCAAUCUCAUGCUGCGUAUCUCUCGUGCUGUCGUUUUAUUAGUGAUAAGGAAAUAGUCACGAGUUCGGGCGACCUGACAUGUGGCCUUUGGGAUGUUAGCACUGGAACUCUUAAAAGACAGUUUACGGGUCACACGCUGGAUGUUAUGAGCAUUGCCCUUUGCGGGCGGGACAACCCCGCUCAGUUCAUUUCUGGCGCUUGUGAUCAAACUGUAAAGCUUUGGGAUCUUCGUACUGGCUCGUGUGUCCAAACUUUUGCUGAGCAUGAGUCGGAUAUCAAUGCGGUUGCCAUGUUUCCGUCUGACAAAGCCUUCGGCACUGGCUCUGAUGAUGCCACGUGUGGUUUAUUCGAUAUUCGGGCCGAUCGAAAGCUCUGCUCUUUCCAGCAAGAGGAUGUCGUUUGCGGAAUUACUUCUGUUGACUUUUCGCUUUCAGGGCGACUUCUGUUCGGCGGCUACGACAACAACACGUGCAAUGUAUUUGAUGUACUCAAAGGGACACGUGUUGCUCGACUCAGUGAACAUGCAAAUCGCGUGAGCUGUCUUGGCGUAUCACGAGACGGCGUGGCCCUCUGUACGGGCAGCUGGGACGCUAAUCUUAAGGUGUGGGUUUAGCGCCCGCCCUUCCGCCCGCCCGUCUUUUACUUGCCGCAUUCCUCGUACCGUUGCAAAGUUUGUUACAAAGCUGGAUUUUUUCCUGGGCGGGCAUACACAAAAAAGGAUUAUGAGUGGACUACAACUUUUACUUUAAGACAAAAUGCUUAAAUGAAACUUUAGCAGUCUUCACAUUUCAUUUUAUUAUUUAUUUUUGGUU
This is a messenger RNA of Zophobas morio, 1304 nucleotides long. Its product is annotated as guanine nucleotide-binding protein G(I)/G(S)/G(T) subunit beta-3-like. The coding region runs from base 65 to 1105 and encodes 346 amino acids. Gene Ontology annotation, molecular function: signaling receptor complex adaptor activity; protein binding. The transcript has 8 exons. Gene Ontology annotation, biological process: G protein-coupled receptor signaling pathway. Gene Ontology annotation, cellular component: heterotrimeric G-protein complex; cytoplasm. NCBI's taxonomy places the organism in Eukaryota, Metazoa, Arthropoda, Insecta, Coleoptera, Tenebrionidae. The record is from RefSeq and is a predicted model, not a curated record.